Symbiodinium sp. CCMP2592 is the source of this 3045-nucleotide messenger RNA. The record is from the annotation of a GenBank genome assembly. Lineage: Eukaryota; Dinophyceae; Suessiales; Symbiodiniaceae.
AUGUCGACUGGUUCCGCCGCUUCGCCUGCCGCCGCUGCCGCCCGGGCGGCCAAUGCGGCAGCCGAGGCUGAGGUGCUCGACUGGGCGCCGCCUGUGUCCGCGGACGUCCAGUCGGGCGACGAGGAGGAGGAGAUCAUCACCGGCUUCAUCUCGCCCGCGCCAGGCGUUCAUUCCGCCGUUGGCGGCACACAUGCUGCCACGCAAACUGAGGCGCAUGUCUUCAUUUCGAACUUUGCGGCAGGGGCGUCGGACGGCGAGCUCGCCGCUGCAGUGGGCGCCUUCCCACGGCUGGGCCAUCGACUCCGGCUAUUUCGUCGCCUUCGUCGACAUCCGCGACUACCCCUCACUACGCCAACGCCCGGUCCGGCCCCUUCGGCAUCUACGGCAGCCCCUGGGGGCGGCAUACCGGCUGAGGCCUGGCUCGCCUCGCCUGGGACUUCGUCUUCUGUGGUGCCAGGGCCAUCGGUCCCGGAAGCCCGCCAGUUUUGGUCCGACCAGGAGGCGGCUGCUCACCACGUCGACCCCCCGCCGGGCAUUGCUCCCAUUGACGCCGUCGCCUUGCCCGUCCCGGAGGAUGGCGACGACGACCUGGAGGACGGCACGGGGCUUGACGACUACCUCGCCAGCUUCCCGGGCGCCUUGCCCAAGGCCCCGCCCGACACGACGCUUCCGAUGCCCGGCGGGCGCCACGAUUCGGUGGCCUACCGCCAAGGGGCAGAUGCCGCCGCCGCCCCCCCCUCCUACUUCGCCGCCUACCACUUCGGCAUCUUCUGGGGGCGCGCAGCCAGUGGUCGCCAAGCCGAUGAAGAAGCCGCCGCCUCCCGAGCUGGUCGGGCAAGGGGCGACCACCAAGGCCAAGCCCUUCGCCAACCAAGGCGCCUCCCCCUCCGCUUGUGGUUGAGCCUGCCACGGGGGUGGUCGACCAGGAGGUCCCCCAACGCCAGCCGUCCGGGCUGUUUGGAUCAGCUCCGCCUUCCUCGGGGCGCCCGUACCGCCACCGGUGGCCACACCAGCCGAGGAGGAGCCGACGCCCUACGAGCGGCAGCGUCGGGCAAUCAGUCAGGAGAACGCCCUUCGGGCGUUGGCCGGGGCCCCAUGGGCUUCGACGUCUCCUACGACGAGAUGCUGCAGCUCCGCAUCCAGCGCGAGCUGCGGGAGAUGUCCAUGCAGCCGCGCCCGGCCAAACCGGCAGGGCAACAGCCGUUGGAGGUGGUCGUCCCGCAACGAGGGGCGGACCCGGAGCGAGACCACCCGCCAAGCGCCUCCGCGGGCAUCCCGCCACCACCCCGGCUUCCUCGUCCACACCGUCGAAGGCCUCUUCGUCCUUUCCGCCUACGGCAGCGGCCUCGUCGGGGGCGUCUUCGGCCUGCGCGGACGUUCCGCCCAGUGAGGGUCCCCGGCCGAGGCGGGUAUGGGACCAAGAACCGGGCGCUCCAUCCCCAGGACGGCACGCCCCUCUCGGCCAAGGAGAGAGCCGAAGAACCCUGGCCUCGACGGGGCGGCCGCCAACACCUCGACCGUUCGGUGGAGGAGCUCCGCGACGGCUAUCUCGGGCUGGAGGUCCCUCCGGUCCUGCGCCGUCUUGCUAACAGGGCGGUAAAGUCCAUCAUUCGUGGCCUGGGCGUCCUCGUGUCCUACCGGUGCGACCUCGCCUUCGACCCGACCGUCGUCCCGCACGCCACCGACGUCCUGGUCCUGGCUACCUGGUUUAUGCUCCGGGAGAUCGAAAUCGCCGGAGCGUUCGGAGACGUGGUGCUCAACAAGCACCUGACCGCCCAAGCGGGCGAGCGGGUGCUCACCCGUCGCUCGUUGCGCUGCGCCUGUGGAGUGGCCACGCACCCCUUGUGCCCGGUCCACGCCAUGUUCCGCCAUUUCGCCCGCCUCCAGGAGGUGGGGCGCUUGAAGUCUUCAGCGCCCUUAUUCCCUGGGAGCUCUGGCGACACCAGGUCCAAGGCCGAGUCGCUCUCGUUCCUCGCCCUGGUGCUAGGGGUCGAACGGCCCGUCUUUGGCGGCCACGCCUGCCGCGUCGCGGGGGCGACCUUCCUGGCCGCACGCGGCGUGCCACUGGCAGUGAUUCAGCUGCUGGGGCGCUGGUCCUCCCGCGCCAUUGAGAGGUACACGCAGGCCCUGGGGCAGGUGGUAGCGGCAGCCCAGCCGGGGCAGCAGGACCCCGGCCCGGCUGGCCCACCCGCAAUAGCCGACGCCCAGGAGGACCCGUGGGAGCCCGCAGCGAGGGAACCGGCCCAGCAGGCGGCCUUGCCCGCCGUUCAGUUCGUCCCGGCCCUGCCCCCGCGGGCAGCGGUUCCGGAGGCUGACCAUGAGGACGCCCUCGGCGGGCGGCUCGACGUCCGAGUCCGAUUGAAAAAGGAAGGGGGACAGGGCUCGGAGGGCGCUUCCGCCGCUGGUCUUGGCCCAGCCCGCCCAGGUGCCCGCGUUCUUUGUGGACGCCACCGCCUUUGCGGGCGACGGCGACAUCUCCAACGCCGAUUGGGGACAUGGGCGGUCGGCGUGGACCUGCGGGCCCGCCGGAUCACGGGCGUGCCUGAGCUUGGUUUUUCCGCCCCGACAUUGGGCGUUUGGCGGCACGAGUUCGCCGACCCCUACCUGGAAGGGUGGCGACGUCCACACUCCGCCGAGCUCAUCCGCUGCACGCCGGCCGACGCGGCGGGCGACAGCCAGGCGAUGCAUUUGAUGUUCCGCCUGGCUCGCCGCCACGCGGACUGGCUUCAAGAAGACACCGCGGUGCGGCCCUGGACCUUGGCUCCGCGGAGGCCCCUCGUCCCGUCUGGGCGGUCCGCCCCCGGCACGUGGGCGCGGCAGCCGUGGUAUUUGGUCCACCGCCUCGACACUCCCGGCUGUCGUCCCAGGGCGGUGUGCGGCCGCACGGUCGAGCCUGAGCGGGCGGCUUUGUUGAUUUGGGCGCCUCCCCGGGCGGAGCCCGGAGGGAACCGGUACCUUUGGUGCCGCCUCUGCUGGGGCGAUGGCGUCCCGCUCUCGAGGAGCGACUGUGAGCAGCAUCCGGACGAAGAGUCCGAGCUCGAGUGA